This is a messenger RNA of Tigriopus californicus, 3035 nucleotides long. RefSeq names its product protein ecdysoneless homolog. Gene Ontology annotation, molecular function: calcium ion binding. The record is from RefSeq and is a predicted model, not a curated record. Gene Ontology annotation, biological process: cell-cell adhesion. Lineage: Eukaryota; Metazoa; Arthropoda; Copepoda; Harpacticoida; Harpacticidae. Gene Ontology annotation, cellular component: cell-cell junction. The transcript is spliced from 7 exons. Bases 392 to 1720 code for a protein of 442 amino acids.
UGAUCCUGCUCCGCAGCCUUUGCUUGAACAGCACAUGUUCAAGAGUCUCCGGAGGGCAGCCUGGAGCAUUGAGUGAGUGAGUGAGGAGCAAGCUUGAAUGUGUCUUGGUUGCUCAUCAGGACAAAGUAGUUCUGUCCUCUGAGUUUGUUGCAUGAGUGAGGUAGCACAGUGGUUGGCGGCAACUUGAGAGUGGUGAAUCCAGAGGGGGAGAUUUCCACUUGAACGUACCAAGGCCCAGAAGUGUGUUUCUGACAUCCAAUCCAGUCCUGACCAACCAGUGCUGCCUGGAAAUGGCCUAAGGGUUGUCGGGGAGAUUCCAAGAACCAGAUAGACGAAUCUUUGACCAGGAUUGUGUGUUGCAUAACUUCAAGUAUCUCUUCCACGAGCCAAAAUGGCUAUCACCAUCGAAACCAUCACGGUGACGCGUCCCAUGAAGGUGAUUGCUUUCACAUGCUGCUUCAUAACCACGUUCUUCAUGGUGGCCUGUUGUGCCACCACAGACUGGGUCAUGGCUGAGGGUUGGAGAGAGGGUCUUUGGGAACAGUGUGUUGAUGACGGAGCACCCACGCCAUUGCCCUUUGGCCAGAAACCCGUUCCUGGGUGCCACAGAGCUCACGAUGCAGGAUACAUCAAGGUGACCGCAGGCCUUAUCAUCGUGGUCUGCUUCACGGACUUCUUUGGAACUCUCUUAACUGGACUUGGUUUGAGAAGUACAGAUCCCAACAAGAAGUACAAAUACUAUCGAGUAGCCAUCUAUUCAUUGGUUAUUGCUUGCAUCUUCUUGCUUGUGGCUUUGAUCUACUACCCGGUGUCGUUUUCCAAGGAACUUAAAGGAGCCAAGAGAUUCGAGGUCAAUGAUGGUGGCUCUGUUCUGGCUUACUCGGGAUCCAUCGACUUCGAUGGCGAUGGGAUCAUGGAUUACGCCGAUGACGAUGAUGACAAUGAUGGCAAGCCUGACCAUCUCGACCAAGAUGACGAUAAUGAUGGCAUCCCCGACAGAAUCGACAAAGAUGACGACAAUGAUGGCAUUCCCGACGAAUUGGAUACCUGGGGUCAGCAUUUGAUUAAGGAUAUCGAUGACCAAGAUGGCGAUGGCGUGGACGAUAAGAUCGACAACGAUGAUGAUAACGAUGGCAUUCCCGACGACGAAGACGACGAUGACGAUAAUGAUGGCAUCACAGACGACCUUGACAACGAUGAUGACAAUGAUGGUAUCCCUGAUAACAUCGACAAUGACUCCGAUGGUGACGGGAUCCCCGACGACCAAGACAAUGAUGACGAUGGUGAUGGCAUUGAAGAUUCCAAGGACAACGACGAUGAUGGCGAUGGUAUCCCAGAUGCUGCAGAGGAUGGCGAUCUCGAUGGAGACGGCAUUCUGGAUCAUGAAGACGAUGAUGACGACAAUGACGGCAUUCUCGAUGAAGAUGAAGAGAUCGACACCGAUGGCGACGGUGUGCCCGAUUCCGAGGACAUGGAUGACGAUAAUGACGGCAUCUACGACGACAUGGACGAUGAUGAUAAUAACAACGGCAUUCCCGACGAGCUCGAUCACACCGGCAAACGUCGCGUUUGGACCUUCGGAUUUGGUUAUGGCGCUUCUUGGGCCGCAUUUAUCCUGAUGUUCAUGUCCUUGGUGCUCUUGAUCUGCGAUCGUGAGUCUGAGGAGAUCUUCUACAAGGAAAAGGAGGUCGAUGACGAAGAGGAGGAGGAAGAGGCCUAAACAAAGACAGUCCAAAGCUCAAAGAAUACCAACAUAGUCACUCAUACUCAAGAUCAACGCAAGGUCGUACAAAAAGCCUUGCUCUAGCCUUAAUCUAGUCUAUAAGCCCAUUCUCCGAUAAUGACACACACGUGCUGCUCCUUUUUUUUCUUUUUCCCCACAUCAACUUGAUUUCAACAUCAACCAUCGUGAGUACAUUCUCCGGCUCUAACUGAAAUACUCCAUAAUUUACUCAUUCCAAAUUUUGUUUUCAACAACCACCCCGUAAGCAAGGAAUCUUCUUUUACCACUUACCAACAACAACCUCUCAACCCUCGAAUUUGUACGCGAUGCCUUAUAUGUCAAUGAUGUUGAUCUGCCCUGAUCACAACCAGAAAUCCCCCUCAAAAAUGAGGUUCAGUUGACCUUUUCCAACUCAAGAAAGCUUCAACUGAACCUCACGCUCCUCUUGUCAACUGACUGGCAAAGGACCUCAACAAAAAACCGAAAGAAAUGAUUUUCAAAAGUUAAAAUGUGCAUAUAUUUCUCUUUGAACAGCAGCGUCCAUGGAAUGACGCAAUUUCUAAGCAACUGUUUCUUUUUUGCAAACAAUAUACUUAUUUUCUACAAUUCCCUCAUGAAACCAGUCUUCGCUCACCACCAGUCCUAGUGCAAUAAUACUCAUGUCUAUCCCUUUCAAUCACCUUCCCCCUCAGCCAUCUCAGACACGCCCCUCUUGGGAUCUCUACCCGUCAAAUCUCCAUGUCCCUAGGUACUACCAACAGAAACUUGAAAUCGGGCGUCUCUGAACAGCUGACCCCACUGCGAACCUGACUGUUGUUAUCUUGUUUGGGCGCGAAAUUUGACUCAGGGUUCCCAUGACGGCUUUCUUUCCCGCUCCUUUUUUUGUUCCUCGUUUGAAUUUGCAAAACUUUGAGAUAAUCGAGUCUUGCCAGAGUGUAUGUUGUUUGCGAUGGAUGAAUGAGAAUCUCCCCGGGUUCUAGCAGACAAAUUAUUCAAGGACAACAACUAUGUGCUCAAUAAAACUGACAUCAUGAUCCAUCGAGUGCUUCAGCAUCCACUUGAAGUGUGACGAGUGUCCUCAUUGCCAAUCUUAUCAAGAAGUGUCUACAAUUGCUACCACUACUUCGACCAUUACUACUACUAUCAUCGACACUCUUCUUAAAGGUGCAUGAAUUGUUAGGGUUUGUUCUUUACUCAUAAGAUGUGCGUUCACUUACGUUGAUAAAGAUAUAGCCUUAUAUAUGUAUGUCGCCAAUUUCUCUUACUACUUGCCGAUGCCGUUUUCUAAUAAAACUCCAAAAUAUUUUUUUUA